UGGGAAGUUUCCAGCAAUGUUCUUCAACACCCAUCUGCCUGUUGCUCGGAGUGAUAAAUACAUGAAUGCUCGUGAGGUGAUAGAGUUCCUUAUGCUGAAGCCUGGUGAAUACCUGAUUGUGCCAUCCACCUUCAAAUCCAACGAGACAGCCUCCUUCAUCCUCACCAUCCACUCAAGAGAAGAGACGUGUUGCUAUGAGAAUUCAAAUUCAAAUGAGCAAAGAUAUGAGCCAGUUGAAAAGGUCACAAAAGUAAAAAACCAUCAGGAUGAAGAAAACAAGAAAACAUUCUUCCGUCAAUACUCUGACAAGUAUGAAGAAGUGGAUGCUGAGCAGCUCCAGAGGCUUCUAAAUGAAAACAUCCUGAAAGGAAUGAAGGUUUCAGAUGACAUGCUCAGUCUGAUGGCUCUGCGCUAUGGCGCCUCCUCUGGACACACGGCACUGGAGUGCUUCAUCAAUCUCAUGAUUCGCUUGGACUGCAUGAAGAGUAAGUGA
Molecule: messenger RNA, 493 nt
Organism: Maylandia zebra (zebra mbuna)
Lineage: Eukaryota; Metazoa; Chordata; Actinopteri; Cichliformes; Cichlidae
Source: RefSeq, a predicted model, not a curated record